GGAACAUUUUAAAAUGGCACUGUUGAAAAGAGAAUUCGAUGACCUUUAAAAUGAGGUAUCGCUCGACCCCUGCUGCCAUUUAAGAUUUAGGGGUUGGCGCUUACCCCCGCGAGAGGGUUGAAGUGACAACAUUGAAAAUAUGUGCAAAAGAUUUCCCCCUCCGAAUAAAAAUCGACGGGUCCCAGCGCGUUUUUUCAGUGAACGAUCAAUACGAGAUAUCGACCUUGUUUCGUUUUUGCUGGCCCACCCGGUAUAUUUGCUACACACAGUGUGAAGUGUGAUAAACUUAAUAUGGAAAACAUCGCUUUUUUGGGACUUUUUGUGCACUGUUGCCAAGAAGAAAUAAACCAAUGAAUUUAUCGACCUAGCUGCUUUACCCUUCACCAUUGCAUAUUUUGGAUAAACAUUUCAUUUUGUGUUGACUCAAAUUAUGCAAACAAUAUUUCAAUUUCAGAGUUCACCUAAAACUUGCUGCCACACCAUUCAAAUAUUAAAUUUUCCAUCAAGAGAUACUGUUACGUAUCCCAUUGUGAGAGUUGUAGGCCUUAUCCAGUGCAAAGAAUCAAAAACAUGUCUGCAUAUUGGCAAACCAGCAAAACUUGUACUAAUUCUACAAAACCAAAACAUAGAAAAGUUAAUAAAUAUAAAAAACCAGAAAUUCAAAAUAUUAUUGCAAUUAUCAGAGGGCAGAAAUAAGUUUGAAUUUAAAUUUGAUUCUCAGACUUUAACAUUAAGUUUAGAUUAUUGCCCUUCAAAUUCAGAAUAUACUGUGAUGCCUAUGUAUGUGAUAUGUGAGGGACACGAUGGAAAAUAUCAAGCUCCUUCAAAUGUGGAAAAUGAUGUUGAAAGUGCCUGCAACAGGAUAUUAUUAUGUUCAAGACUGCUGCAAUGCUUUACAGCCGAAAAAUUACUUGAAAAUGGUUUAGGACGUAAGACAUUUACAUUAGAAAACAAGUGCCAAGUUUUUAAAAGUAAAGUGGAUUAUUUGGAUGCGAGAAGAAUGAGUCAAGAAAAGUUAUGGGAAAGUAUCGGUCGAGAUAUAAUGAAUUCAAAACACGCAUCUGAGAAAAAGAAAUAUUUGGCGUUCCUUUCCUGUACAAAUUACAAUGGUUAUAAGUUUUCUGAGGAAACUAUGAAAACUCACGAAGAUAUUCUUGGCAUAACUGAGGCCUAUGUAGCUUUAGGAGGAGGUGGGUUAGCUUUGUUUGGAACUGCUUGCCUAUAUACAUGGGCUGAAGAAUUCGAUGAAGUUAUUACUAAGUUUGAAGACAGCACUGUGGUUGAUAAAAUGAAGUUUUUGGAUGAUAGCUGUUACAGAGGUACACAGGGUUCAUGUUUCUCAACAACUCUUGGCUCUGUCCUACACGAGCUAUAUCAUACUUUUGAUCUUGGACAUACCAAAACUGGUGUAAUGGGUAGAGGUUUUGAUAAUAUAAGCAAAUUUUUCACUUUUGAAGAUGAUGAUAAUCAGGAAGAGCAUUUUAAAGCAUUUCAAGCUCAAAUUGAGUUUAAGGAAGAGUUUGAGUCUGAUAUGCUUUCAGAAAGACUGCAUAAUGAAUCCAAAAGAAAAGAUUUUCAAGUUAUUAAAAAAAUUGAAGACAAUGAUUGGACUGUUUUGACUAAAAGUUGUGCUGUAAUAUUGGCUUACCAUAAAUGGUUCAAUAAUUAUUGUCACAGCAACUCUAUAACUCUUUCAUAUGAUUUUUCUAGUAAAUUUAUACAGUCCACUGCAGGUAUAAGAGUAGUAGAAAUAAGAAAACAACCAGACGAAAUGAUUAUGUUUAAUUGGACAUUUGAAGGAAAAGUUCUGAAAUUUUCUUUCAGGAUUCCUGAUGAGGCUCUCAAAAGCAAGAUCUCCAGAACAAUUUUUGUGGAAGACAAUCUUGGCAAUAUUUUAAAGAAGCCACUAAGUAGUUAGAGAUUUGUAGUCUGCUUAGAAAAAAGUUUCUUAUUUAGGGUUACUACAUAUUAAAAUAUAAAAUAAGAAUAAAUGCCCAAUACUCGGCCCAAUAUUUACAAAAAAAAAAAACAAAGAUGUUAGUUGGGUGUGAUCUCUGUAGGGUAGGCUGUGAGGCAAGACUUUGAAAAUUGUAUUUCUUCCUUAUAAUAUUAUAGCAUUAUAGUGUUCUAGCAAUCUUGAAGAUAGAAUACAUAGGUACUUAUAUACUUAUGUAGUUGCAAAAUAAAAAUUAUUGAAAAUUUUAACUUUUAUUUAAAUGGUAUAAAAUGAUGAAAUACAACUUUCAUUAUUUUCACUUUUAUUGUACUUCACCACAAGCAGCUAUUGUCACUUUAUCAGUAGGCUUUCCGGCUUUUGUUCCGCACCUCUCCAUCCUCUUAAGCACAUCCAUGCCACUAAUAACGUGUCCAAAAACAACAUGUUUUCCAUCCAGCCACUCGGUUUUGACUGUACAAAUAAAAAACUGAGAUCCAUUGGUGUUGGGUCCAGAAUUUGCCAUUGACAAGGUACCUGGAUUUGUGUGCUUUAGUUGGAAAUUUUCAUCAGCAAAUUUUCUACCGUAUAUUGAUUUUCCUCCAGUGCCAUUGUGGUUGGUAAAAUCGCCACCUUGGCACAUGAAGUCUGGAAUGAUUCUAUGAAACAUGCUUCCUUGAAAACCGUAGCCCUUUUCGUGGGUGCAAAGACAACGAAAGUUUUCCGCAGUUCUGGGUACUACAUCAGCUCGCAGCAUUAUGGUAAUACGACCUAUUUCCGUUUUUCCUAUUUUAAUGUCAAGAUAGACUUGCGGGUUAGUGAUUUUUUUAGGAAUUGAUUCUUCUGUGGCUUCACUGACGCUAGUGGUAGUAGUGGUUUCACUAGAUGUUUCCAUAUCAUCUCCUUUAUCUUUAAUGGUUUCUCCAGCAUGUUUUUGAAGCCAGGUAUCCUCAGACCAAACGGGCCUCGUUGAACCUUCUUUUAUCCUUUGUGGUUUCGCCAAAUUGACCCGGAUGGUUCGACCAAAUAGUUCCGCAUCGUUCAUGUUAUCCACGGCCGCGCCAGCAUCUUCUGUGGCUUCAAACUCGAUAAACGCAAAGCCCCUGUGUUUUUCUGAUUCAUAAUCCAGUGGUAUUUGUAUGUCGAUAAUAUCGCCGAAAGGAAUAAACGCAGCUUUUAGAAUUUUGUCAGUUAUUUCUUCAGCCAAACCACCAACGUACACAAUUUUUUUGUUUGUAUCACCCAUAGUUUUGUUGAAAAUUUAGAAAAAUAGAACAAAAUCCAGAUUUUCGAAAACGUUCCUUUAACCUCA
Ceutorhynchus assimilis (cabbage seed weevil) is the source of this 3245-nucleotide messenger RNA. The record is from the annotation of a GenBank genome assembly. NCBI's taxonomy places the organism in Eukaryota, Metazoa, Arthropoda, Insecta, Coleoptera, Curculionidae.